Messenger RNA from Miniopterus natalensis, 3541 nucleotides. NCBI's taxonomy places the organism in Eukaryota, Metazoa, Chordata, Mammalia, Chiroptera, Miniopteridae. The record is from RefSeq and is a predicted model, not a curated record.
GGGCACGCGGUUUUAUGCGGUGGGUUUUUUUUUUCCCUGGGAUUGUCCAUGUAGUCUGGCCUUGCGGCCCUCAGGGCGCUUUGCGCUGAACGUUGGCUGCAGGAAUGACAAACGCUCGCGGCUUUGCACCCAGAGUGCACCUGCCAGCUUCCAAUGCAAGUGAUGCAGGAGGUGCUCUCUUGCAUGCAUUUUGCUGCAGUCAGGGUUUGGAGUCUCUAGUUAGCUCCCCUGACCCGUGCAUCCAUCUGGAGAGAAAGAGGAGGGCAAGGCCGGCUUUCUGUGGAAUCCAGUGGUCACAUCCCCAUCAGGACCCCUGAAUGCCUACCUUCGGUGUGGUCAACAUGGAAUUCUGAAGUCCAUGUGGCUCCUCACAGUAAACAAGGUCCUAAGGAAAAUGCAGAGACGCCACAGCAGUAACACGGAUAACGUUCCACCUGAAAGAAAUCGCAGCCAAGCUCUCAGCUCCGAGGCCAGCGUGGACGAAGGGGGCGUCUUCGAGAGUCUGAAGGCAGAAGCGGCCUCCCCGCCAGCGCUCUUCUCCGGCCUCUCGGGCCUCCCGACGGGCAGCCUCCCCGCCGCCCCCUUCCCGUCCAGCCUGGUGCUGGGCGCCUCCGCCAGCGGCGGGGACGUGUUCAUCCAGAUGCCCGCGUCCAGGGAGGAGGGUGGAGGCCGGGGCGAGGGCGGCACCUACCACCACCGCCAGCCCCACCACCACUUUCACCACGGCGGCCACCGUGGCAGCUCGCUGCUGCAGCACGUGGGGGGCGACCACCGGGCACACUCCGACGAGGGGGGCGACGAGCAGCCGGGCACCCCCGCCCCUGCCCUGUCCGAGCUGAAGGCCGUGGUCUGCUGGCUCCAGAAGGGCCUGCCCUUCAUCCUGAUCCUCCUGACCAAACUGUGUUUCCAGCAUAAGCUCGGUAUUGCCGUGUGCAUCGGGAUGGCCACCACCUUCGCCUAUGCCAACUCCACUCUCCGAGAACAGGUCUCUCUGAAGGAGAAGAGGUCGGUGCUGGUCAUCUUGUGGAUCUUGGCCUUCCUGGCGGGGAACACCCUGUAUGUGCUCUAUACGUUCAGUUCCCAGCAGCUGUACAACAGCCUCAUAUUUCUAAAGCCCAACCUGGAGACCCUGGACUUCUUCGAUCUGCUGUGGAUCGUGGGGAUCGCAGACUUUGUACUGAAGUACAUCACUAUCGCCCUCAAGUGCCUCAUCGUAGCCCUGCCCAAGAUCAUCCUGGCUGUCAAGUCCAAGGGAAAGUUCUAUCUGGUCAUCGAGGAGUUGAGCCAGCUGUUCCGAUCGCUUGUCCCCAUCCAGCUGUGGUAUAAAUACAUCAUGGGCGACGAUUCCUCCAACAGCUACUUUCUGGGAGGGGUCCUGAUGGUCCUCUACAGCCUCUGCAAGUCCUUCGACAUCUGCGGCCGCGUGGGUGGAGUUAGGAAAGCGCUGAAGCUCCUUUGCACCUCUCAGAAUUACGGAGUCCGGGCCACUGGGCAGCAGUGCACGGAGGCUGGUGAUAUCUGUGCCAUCUGCCAGGCCGAGUUCCGGGAGCCUCUGAUCCUUAUGUGCCAGCACGUGUUCUGUGAGGAGUGCCUCUGCCUCUGGCUGGAUCGAGAGCGCACCUGCCCGCUCUGCCGCUCCGUCGCCGUGGACACCCUGCGCUGCUGGAAGGACGGGGCCACCUCGGCACACUUCCAGGUGUAUUAGGGCUGAAGCUCCAGCACGCCCAGGGAGAUGACGGAGGGUCAGUGUCGCCGGGUCCAGCUCUGGGGACUUCCUGGAAAACUGGCCACAAGCGCUUCAUGUCCUGCCUCCUGCCUUUCUCCCUCUCUUUCCCUGAAGCCAGGCCCCUGUCCCCUGCACCUGCACCUUCAUCUCUUGUUCCGUGGCAUAGUGCGUGUGUCCUUCCCUACAAAUAGGGGAGCCUCCUAACCCAGACUCGGCCUCUGCCCAGGCAGGUCUCCCACCUCCUCCAAGUCAAGGAACCAGGAAUAGGCAAAGUCCCUCCUGCUGGUUAUUUUAACUUAAGGGAACCAAGUACCUGAUGCUGCAAACUGGGGAGGGGCCUAGAGAUUGCUGCCUGCCCGCAGGGGCCCAGGCCUGCAGAUUAGGAUCGUUGUGAAAUCUUGCCGGGCCCCACCUAGAGUGAGCCAGGCAUCCUGGAUGACAGCUGAGGAGACUGAGGCACAGAACUCGAUGUGGUAAUGAUGGCAGGGUCACCCGGCUAGCUGUGGUGGGCUGAGUUUCCAGCCCAGGCCCGUCUGGCUUCAGAGCCUGCACUCACCCACUAUGCUGACCCUCUGCUCAGACAGUGCAGGCGCGGGGCCCGGCAGAUGAGUUUUUUAAAACCACAAGAGGUGAUUUGGAUGCGCGAGGGUGGCCCGGGUGCAUAGCUUAUUUAAUUUGGACUGCGUUGCGAAGGCUAAGGGUGAACCCUACCUCCAGAAACCUAGUUGUGGUUGAGUCCACCGGAAGACUUGGUCCUGAAAUUUCUUUUUUCCCCCGAGCUCUGGGCUGGGAUGCUCAAUCAUGUGUGGGCACUAAGAAAGGCCAGCUUUGGCCCGGAUGCAGAUACCACUGGGUCUCCACACCCAUCUAUAUUGUCUUCUCUUCCUCCUGUUCUUGUCCCCUCCCUCAGUAGCCUCUGUGGACAUUACCUCUCCCCUGGUAGCCUGCAGAGCAGGAGGGACAGUCCAUGUUGUGGAUUUGUCCACAAGCUAGGGUGGUGGCAGAGAGCACAGUAGCGAUCCGUGUUCCUAUGAUCCUGUGUCAGAGCUACUAAUCUCUAUAUUGGAACCCCUUCCCUCACUGCUUUGCAGUCUGGGAGGUGGCACAGGUCAUCACAUAGGAGCCACUGGAAUCUUGUGUGUCCUACCCUUCUCACAAACCUAUUCUCAUUGCCAUCGACCUCAGCACAAUGGGCUGGUGCCAGCGGCAUUUUGGAAAAAGCAAUCUAGGUAGCUAGUGAGCAGAUUAGCAAGAAAGCCGCAGGGGAGAUGGUGGGAGCCUGGCUGUCGCCUUGCCCCCGGCCAGCGUUAGCACCCACCCCGUCCCCAGGAGAUUCAGGACGUUUGCCCCUGGGCGCUAUGGAACCAGGACCUUUUCUUUCCCACGAUGGCCCUGGCUCUUUCCUGGUACCCAGCAAGACAUCCCUUCCAGGGUUGCGUGGCACCUUUCAAGCUCUGUUUCUAUGGCAAUGGCCGCGAUGUUACAAUCCCACUUGUCUGGAUGAUCAAGUCGGAAAGGAAAGUGGAGGGAAACAGAGCCCAGUGGACGCGGCUUCUUUGUUCCCCCCCGCCUUGAGGAAGAACCAAAGGGAAGGGACACAAGCUUCUGCAACUGGUUUUUGUCACAAAGAUCUCCCUGCCUGCAGAUGCCCUCAGAGAGGCCCGAGAAACGAGCUGGAGAAGACUUAUUAAAGUUGCUGCAUGUGAUGGAGCAGGUAGAGCAGUCUGUUGGGAGUCAGGCCUGGAAUCCUGAUUUUUUAUUUAUUUAAUUUUGUGUUUUUUUAAUUUAUUGGGUGACAUUGGUUAAUAAAAUUAU